Messenger RNA from Phanerochaete carnosa HHB-10118-sp, 807 nucleotides. RefSeq lists its product as uncharacterized. The coding region runs from base 1 to 807 and encodes 268 amino acids. The record is from RefSeq and is a predicted model, not a curated record. NCBI's taxonomy places the organism in Eukaryota, Fungi, Basidiomycota, Agaricomycetes, Polyporales, Phanerochaetaceae. The transcript has 4 exons.
AUGUACGCCUUCACGAAGUUGGUCUCUGCUCUCUCUCUCGUGGCUGUUGCCAACGCCUUCUUCACCCCCGAGGCGAGGCACAACACUCCAGCCACCCGCCCCACUGGCGGAUCGAUCUGCUCGACGAAGCAGUUUAUUCUCGCUAACGAGCUGCCCGCCGACAUCAACGACCACGGCGGCGAGCCCCUCCCGAAGCCGAACAGCACGUACCCAGUGUACACCACCCUCUCCGUCGGCAUGCAGAACUAUACCUGCGGAGCUGAUAGCACCUGGGGUCCUCUCGGCGGAUACACCUUCCUGUUCGACAUCUCGUGCUUGCCGCAGGCGCACCACGCCAAGUUCACGUCGUUCGUUGCCGCCCUCUGGGACGCUGCGCCGCCUACCGUGGCCAACGAGCAGAUAAUCGACCUCUUCGAGCAAGUCAACCCAGGCACCGCGCUCGGCCUGCACUACUGGAUCCCCGACCCGAACAACGCGACGAGCGGCAAGAUCAACGCGGUCUGGGACUUCACCAAGUCCGAGCGCUACGUCAACGACACGAACAGGGCGAACGCGUUCCUCGUCGCGGCCGAGACAGGCAUUGUUCCUGACCCGAAUGACUCCGUGGCUAACUCGCCGUGGUUGUACGAGCCCAUCCUGUACGUCGAUGGCAAGAAGGACGGCCAGCUCGCGGACGAGGUUUACCGCUUCAACUCGAACGGUGGCGCUCCGCCUAACAACACGUGCCCUCCGGGCUCUGUGCUCCAGGUCAAGUCCACCUUGAACUUCUGGCUCUUCGGUGGUGCUUGGGAGAAUACCAUUUUCUAG